AUGACAGGAGAAUAUGUUUAUCUUCCGGAGAUGGAUUUUGGUGAAAUAUCGAGACCUGAGGUGCUCGGUGGAUUUGGUUAUUGUCAAUCUAAUAAUGAGUACAAGGUCAUUCAAGUUACCUAUGAGUACAACCAAUUCGAGCAGUUGGGAAGGGUUCAGGUAUACACACUUGGUAGUGGCAGCAGGUGGAGAAACAAAGGGGAAAUGCAUUACACUAGUAAAGAAAGAUUGGUUUUGGCGAACGAGGCACUUUAUUGGCUAGAGAAUAUUGAAGAUGAAUGGAACCUCAGAGCUUUUCAUUUAGCAGAUGAGACGUUUGGUACUGUCCCAAUGCCGCCUUGUCAUGAUGUUGUCCGCGGUUACAUACAACUUGUGUCCUUGAAUGGUUGUUUAUGUGUUUAUCAUGUUACAGUUGAAAGGUGUUCUGAACAAGAGGACGAUGCUUACUAUCGUAAGGAAGAUAAACGCAUAGAUAUGUGGAUAUUAAAGAAAGUGCACAAAAAGAAUAACGUACGCUACUCCCCUGUGGACGAGAAUGAUGACUCGAACCUUUGGGUUUGGAUCAGGGAGAUCAGUAUGAAAUACAAAACUGAGUUCCCUGAUUUCAGGCAUUAUGAGUCAUUUUCCAUAACAAGUAACAAUCAAGUUUUGAUGUGGGAGGUCUGUGAUGUGCAAGGCUAUAAAACACCUAUCUGUUAUGAUCCUAAUACUACAAUAACAAAUUAUCUCUGGAAUACUGGUGUGUUGUAUGCUCAAGCAAUUCCCCACAUGAGUAGCUUUGUUUCAUUGGAAGAUCUUGGAGAGAAGUCUGCGAGGUAG
Molecule: messenger RNA, 819 nt
Organism: Papaver somniferum (opium poppy)
Lineage: Eukaryota; Viridiplantae; Streptophyta; Magnoliopsida; Ranunculales; Papaveraceae
Product: F-box protein At3g07870-like
Exons: 1
Coding region: 1-819 (272 amino acids)
Source: RefSeq, a predicted model, not a curated record